AUGAAUGCCAUUGUGACUAGGAGAGGGAAGGCUCUAGGUGAUGGUGUUAGAGCUAGUAAUGUCCCCGAGUCAAAAAGGAAAGAACAAAAAGGGGUUGUUGAGUCAAAUGACGAUGAUGUGGUAGAAGAGGAGCAUCACGUUGAUGAUUUCCUUGAAGUUCUUAGGAAGUUACAUGUUUCCUUUCCCUUUACGGACGCCUUGAAACAAAUGCCUACCUACUCUAGAUUUCUUAAGGAAAUUUUGAGUGGGAAGAUAAAUUGCGACGUAAAGGAAACGGUCAAUUUAACCGAGAAUCGUAGUGCCAUUAUUCUCAAUCAAAUGCCCCCAAAACUCAAGGAUACGAGUAGUUUCUCUAUCCCUUGUGCAAUCAAAUCCCUUGAAAUUGGGAACGCAUUAUGCGAUUUGGGGGCUAGUGUUAGUUUGAUGUCGUACUCGGUAUUUACUAAACUUGAAAUUGGAGAAUUGGUCCCUACCAAUAUUACAUUGCAACUUGCCGACCGAUCGGUCAAAUAUCCUAUUGGAAAGGUUGAGGAUGUACCAUUGAGGGUAGGUAAGUUCAUUAUCCCCGUCGACUUCGUUGUGCUUGAUAUGGAUGAGGACUCUCAUGUACCUAUUAUUCUUGGUAGGCCGUUCUUGGCCACGGCGGGGGCCAUCAUUGAUGUGAAACAAGGGGUAAUCACCUAG
Messenger RNA from Spinacia oleracea (spinach), 684 nucleotides. RefSeq lists its product as uncharacterized. The record is from RefSeq and is a predicted model, not a curated record. NCBI's taxonomy places the organism in Eukaryota, Viridiplantae, Streptophyta, Magnoliopsida, Caryophyllales, Amaranthaceae. The transcript is spliced from 2 exons. Bases 1 to 684 code for a protein of 227 amino acids.